This is a messenger RNA of Achroia grisella, 1497 nucleotides long. Its product is annotated as lysocardiolipin acyltransferase 1-like. Gene Ontology annotation, cellular component: endomembrane system. The record is from RefSeq and is a predicted model, not a curated record. Bases 116 to 1492 code for a protein of 458 amino acids. NCBI's taxonomy places the organism in Eukaryota, Metazoa, Arthropoda, Insecta, Lepidoptera, Pyralidae. Gene Ontology annotation, molecular function: acyltransferase activity. The transcript is spliced from 6 exons.
UAUUUGAUAAGUGACUGUACAAAUCUACUAUGGAAUAUCUUUGUCAAAUGUUAUGUUAUUAUUUUACAGUUUAUUACCAGAAACACCUACAUUUUAGUGCCAUCUCAAUCACGCGAUGAGACUCCAAAUCCAAAGAAUAAUUUAUGGAACAAUUGUAGACCAGUUUCUGCAUGACGCAUAUGUCUUUAGUCUAUGGGCACCUCUACCAGUUCGAACUAUGGCUCAGACCGACAUAAUUUCGGUCCGGUAUUUGAAGCGAAGAUGCAGCAUUUGUUGCAUUUGGUUGCGCUCGUGUUUUAUUCAGUUGUUCGUUUCUUAUUUAUGGUUUUUAUCGUGGUGUAUUUAUAUGGUUUGGAAUUGUUUUCCAAUAGUGGGUCGUAACGUAUAUAGCGAUAGGUAUAUGCUCUAUAAUGACUGGAAUUGGAGCAAUGUUAGCGCCUUACAUGCAGAAUUGCGACUUUAUGGACAACAAAAUAAUGCACUUUUUCAGUGUGUUUUUGGAAGCCAGUUGCAUCUAUAUGGAGACUAUGUAAACCCUGAUGAAAAUAGUAUCAUUAUAUUGAAUCAUCGCACACGAGUUGACUGGAACUAUGUAUGGAUAGCUCUAUAUCAUGCAGCACAGGAUACUACAGGAGACGAAGAUUGUAUAUGUAAGCUAAAGUCAACUAGGAAAUUUACAAAUAGGAAUUUUCUAGAUUGGCUAUCUAGAGGAAAAGCAAGACUUAAAUUUGUUUUGAAAGAUGAGAUUAAAAUAAUCCCUGGAUUAGGUUGGAUAAUGCAAUUAAACUUUUUCCUAUACGUGAAGAGAGAUUGGCGUAAGGACCAACUGAACCUGUGUCAAUUCAUAGACUAUUAUAAAAAGUUACAUUCCGAGUGUCGGCUUGUGUUAUUCCCAGAAGGCACUGAUUUAAGUGAAGACAAUAAACGACGUAGUAAUAAAUUUGCUGAGGCUAAUAACUUACCAUAUUAUAAUUUCGUCCUACACCCACGUACCACAGGAUGGAUAGCCCUCUGCACGCAGCUACGGUCUUCUGGCCUAGCUUCUGUAUACGAUGUCACAAUAGCAUACGAUAAGCCUGCUCAAACUGAGGCUGAUAUAUUACGAGGAGAAGUGCCAAAACACGUCUACUUUUAUUUUAAACGAUAUAAUAUUAAUAACCUGCCAGAAGACGAAGAGGCUUUGAAACGUUGGCUCAAUGAUAGAUGGCGUGAAAAGGAAGAAAAUCUUUCUCAAUUCUACAGAGAUGGUAAAUUUAAAGAGCCUACUUCAAAUAAAACAUUACAACAAAGAAAACUACGAUCCAUGAGGUUUGCGAAGAUAGGAUUUUUAUUUUGGACAGUUGUAGAUAUUAUUUUCUUGUAUGCCAUAUACAAUAGUGUAAUAUUUCAAUUUUGGCUGAUAUAUCAUACGUUCCUUUUUAUAUUUGUAACUUGGUACUUUGGGGGAUUUCAACACAUUCAAUAUAAACUAUUAGAAAAAAGGAAUAUGUAAAAAGU